Messenger RNA from Paramecium tetraurelia, 1476 nucleotides. RefSeq lists its product as uncharacterized. The record is from RefSeq and is a predicted model, not a curated record. Lineage: Eukaryota; Ciliophora; Oligohymenophorea; Peniculida; Parameciidae. The transcript has a single exon.
AUGUUUACAGAACUCUUUAAGAAAAACAAUAUAGUUACAAUUGACCAAAUGAUGCUUGUUUUUUAAAAUUCAUAAAAAAGCUUUAUAGGUAGGAGAUGUUAACCUGCUGAAUUUCUGAUCCUGCAAAAGAUUUAUGAAAAUUAUACUACAGUAUCAAAAGUACUAAAUUGGAAUUAUAGAAGUGCAGAAUUACUUCCUAAUGAAGACGACCAAAUUAUACAAUUAAAUCCUGGAAAGAGAAUUAAAAAUAUUUUAUUGGUUGGAAUAACAGGAUAAGGAAAAACUACUUUAAUUAAUAGUUUUUACAAUUUUAUUAAGAAUAUAAAAUUCGAAGAUGAAACUAGAUAUUUGGUAAUUAAUGAUGAUCGUUUAAACCAAACAGGAAAGUCAGUGACUCGAAACGUAGACUUAUAUAAAAUCUAGAUUGACGAUGAUUUAGUAUUUAAUUUUAUAGAUACACCCGGAUUAUGUGACACUGACGGUGUUUAAAGAGACUAAGAAAUUAUUGAUUAAAUCUCUGAGCGACUAAAGAAAUUGUAUGAUAAUUAGGAAAAAAUUCAUUAGGUUAUCAUUGUUUCCCAACUCUCGACAAAUUAUAUUGUGGAUGGUAAUCAUACACUUCAAUAAUUGGCUCUACUAAACGUUUUAAAGCUUUUUGGAAUGGAUAUGGCUCAGCACUAUAUUCAUGCUUUGACUUUCUCUGACUUUACAAGUAUACAUAGAAAUAACUUUGAAAACCAACAAUCCAUCUUUUAUGUUCUCAGUUAGAGGGAUAAUCUGAUGUAAACGUAUAAUCUUAGCAAGAAUACAGUUACAUUAACUAGUCCCACUAAUAAUGAAGGCACCUUAUUAUUAAGUGAUGUCUAAAUUAAUGAAUUGUCUAAAGAAUAUUGCUAAUUUUAAAAUUCAGUCUUUUUUUCAAAAAAAUGUGACAUGAUUUCAAAUAUUCAAUAUAAAAGAAAUCAAGAGAACUACACUAAAUUUAUCAAUAAAAUCACUUCUGAUGAAGGAUUUGCCUUAGAUUAAACGAUUCAAGUUAUCAAGGAAAGAAAUAGAUUAAAAGAAAAAAUUGAAUAAUUGUAGGAAGAACUUUAAUUAAGAAUGAAAAUAGAUAAAAUUAUACAAACCAAUAAAAAUAAAAUUGAAAAUUAUGACUAAAUAGUAAAAGAGAAUAAAGAAUUUUACUAUAUUAUAUUUGAAACCAACAUACUAAUAAAAGACUGUCCUAUUCGAAUUUUUAUGACUAAUUGUAAUACUUGCAAGAAAACUUGUCACAAAAAUUGUUCAGUAUCUAAUGAUAAAUUGAGGAAUUGUAAUGUGAUGAUUUAAAAGACACCUAAUAUUUAUAUUUGUGAAUCUUGUUCACAUUCAGUUGAGGAACAUUAGUAAAAUUAUAUAUUUAUCUAGAAAUUAAAAUUUUUAAUAUAUUUAAGAGAUUGUUUAGGUUAAGAGAGAAUAUAGCGAUAUGAAAGUUGA